Messenger RNA from Fraxinus pennsylvanica, 444 nucleotides. The record is from the annotation of a GenBank genome assembly. Lineage: Eukaryota; Viridiplantae; Streptophyta; Magnoliopsida; Lamiales; Oleaceae.
AUGGGUUUUGUGGAUCAUAUUUCAGAUGUGUGCUCAGUUACAAGCACAAGGAAGAGCAAGCGCAAGCCAAUGCAGACAGUGAAAAUAAAGGUGAAAAUGGAUUGUGAUGGCUGUGAAAGAAAAGUCAGAAACGCCGUUUCCUCCAUCAAAGGUGUAAAAUCAGUCGACAUAAACAGAAAACAAAGUAGGGUAACAGUAAGUGGUUAUGUCGAGCCAAACAAGGUCUUAAAUGAAGUGAAGAGCACAGGAAAGAAAGCUGAAUUUUGGCCAUAUGUUGAAUACAAUUUGGCAUAUUAUCCAUAUGCUCCUGGAGCCUAUGACAAAAAAGCACCUUCUGGGUAUGUUAGAAAUGUUGCACAGGCAUUUCCAAGCCCUAAUGCUCCUGCUGAGAAGUACACAACAAUUUUCAGUGAUGAAAAUGUUAAUGCAUGUUCGAUCAUGUGA